Messenger RNA from Polypterus senegalus (gray bichir), 462 nucleotides. Its product is annotated as histone H1-like. Bases 1 to 462 code for a protein of 153 amino acids. NCBI's taxonomy places the organism in Eukaryota, Metazoa, Chordata, Cladistia, Polypteriformes, Polypteridae. The record is from RefSeq and is a predicted model, not a curated record. The transcript has a single exon.
AUGGCAGAAACCGCUCCAGCCAGCACUCCGGCUAAGGCGCCAAAGAAGAAGUCGACAAGUUCGAAGCCAAGGAAGACCGGCCUUAGUGUGUCUGAUUGGAUCGUGAAGGCUGUGUCCGGGUCCUUUAAGAUCAAUAAGAAGCAGGCAGAGGCAAAGGAGAAAGCAAGUAAGAAAAAGGCAGCCCCGAAGAAGCCAGCGGCCAAGAAACCAAUGGCUAAGAAGCCGACCACAGCUGCCAAAAAAGUAGUAAAGACUGCAGCAAAGAAACCCGUAGCAGACAAAAGGACGACAAAGAAGCCCGCUGCAGCCAAGAAAACCACCAAGAGUCUCAAAAAGCUGAAGCCGACUGCAAAGCCCAAACAGGUGACCAAGAGUCCAAAGAAAGCCAAAGCUUCCAAAGCCAAGACUACAAAGAAGGCCGCGCCGAAAAAGAGAAUCGUGUACGUGUCGACAGUUGUUUAG